CCCUGCUCCAUCAUCAGUGGCUGAACAAGUGAAGAAUCAUGAAUCAUCAGUGAAGGCCUUAUAUCGAAGAGCAGCUGCAUUACAACAGAUUUACAGAAGUACACUUGUCCUGUUUUCUCCACUUGGAAAACUCACCUCUCGAGAAAAAAAAAAAAAUUAGUCUGUUGAGAUCAUCAUCGCAUAAGUAGUGUCCAGAUUUAGAGCUUGUAACAUUAGCUAGCUAAAACCUACCAAGCUAAGUUUACUUGUAAACACUUUUGUAAAAGAUGGCUGACAACGGAGCACACCCGGCAGAAGAGGACCCAGCUGCAGCUUUCCUGGCUCAACAAGAAAGUGAGAUAGCGGGGAUAGAGAAUGACGGCGAGGGAUUUGGAGCUCUGGAAGGAGCGGAACAAGCGGAACAGCAGCCCGCAAACUAUGACUGUUUCGGAGAGGAGCCUGCCACAGUGAACGGGGACAUGUUUCAGGAGUCCAAUGGGCCAACAGACAACUAUGCAGCCAUCGCUCAGGUGGAUCAUCAGAGGCAAGAACCAGAAAGUUUACGAAAGUGGAGGGAAGAGCAGAAGACACGCCUUGAGGCAUUAGACUCGGCAUCCAAGGCAGCAGAAGCAGAAUGGAGAGAGAAAGCCAAAAAGGAGCUGGAGGACUGGCAUGUACACCAGAAUGAGCAGAUGGAGAAGAACAAGGCCAACAACAGACUCUGUCCAAGUCUGGCACGGAUUGCUGACAAGGCUUUCUACAAACAGCCCAACUCUGAUGUUAUAGGCUUUGUAGCAUCAGAGGAGGCUUUCUUGGCAGAAAGUGACGGCGACAGCCCGGGCUCAGCAUGGGAAAGAGUAGCUCGUCUCUGCGACUUCAAUCCGAAAACCAACAAACAGGCAAAGGAUGUUUCUCGAAUGCGUUCGGUCCUAAUCUCUCUCAAACAGACGCCUCUUGUUCGCUAGAAGACGUCACUGGGAGAAUUUUGUUGUAGAAAUAUAGCCUUUUCAGUUUUAACCUCACGUUGCAUCAGAACCGUUUGUACGCCCUUUUCCAUAGACACCCUGGUAUGUUUAUAACAUUUAUAAAUUUCCUGCCUUUCUUGAUGCCUAUUAUAUCGAGAUAGCGUACAUAACCUCACUCCAGAAUGAGAAGAUGGACUGCUCUAUUGUUACAUCUUUUAACUGGUCAGUUUUUAAUCAUUGCUAUAUUUAAGAAAAUAUUGUUACUGUAAGUUAAACAUUUUCCUCCCCUUUAACUUAUACAUUUGUCUUUAGGAGACCCUUACUGCAUGCCACUGCCAAUAUUUUGGAUGUACACUUUUAUGUUGUUUUUAGUAGUCACAUUUGGCCACUUUUGACCACUUUACUUAUUAAGCACUAGUGCAGAUUAGAUUGUAAUCACUUUAUGCCUCAUUGAUGUAAACACACUUGUACUCAUUUGCUGUUUUAUGUCCCUAAUUACCAUAUUACAGGUAGCUAGCAUAUUUUUCUCAAACGCAAAAAGCUUGUGGCCUUCUGGAUUUUGCUCUUACUGAGUACUCAGUCAAAUGGUUUUCCCUCCCAUUCACACAAGAAUUCUGGAAAAAAAAAUGUAUUCACAAACCAAAGAUUUCUCUUAACAUCAGAACUUUCACGCAACUUUAUAUAUGAUCAUAUUGGCUUCUGUUUCUCCUCGUUGAUAUUCUCAGCAUUAAUAUUUUAUGCACCAUUUGUGUUAUUCACAAGAAUGCUCUGGAUUUUUUUUUUUUUUAACAGCAAUGAAUAAGGUGUCAAUUUAACUAGUAAUGUCUGCAUACUGUUUCACAUGUUGCCUAUUUGGACAUUAUGAAUUCUGAAAAAACGUGAAUGUUAAAAAGGAACUGGAAAAUAAAUAGUCAAGAAUGAUCACCUA
Molecule: messenger RNA, 1872 nt
Organism: Sphaeramia orbicularis (orbiculate cardinalfish)
Lineage: Eukaryota; Metazoa; Chordata; Actinopteri; Kurtiformes; Apogonidae
Gene: cltb
Product: clathrin, light chain B
Exons: 7
Coding region: 267-944 (225 amino acids)
Biological process (GO): intracellular protein transport; clathrin-dependent endocytosis
Cellular component (GO): synaptic vesicle membrane; clathrin coat of trans-Golgi network vesicle; postsynaptic endocytic zone cytoplasmic component
Molecular function (GO): structural molecule activity; clathrin heavy chain binding
Source: RefSeq, a predicted model, not a curated record